AUGGGCUGGCCAGGCACUGCGGACGCGAAGAAUUUGGCCGCCGGUGUGAAGAUUGCAGGUGAGAAAAUCCAUCGCAGGCGUGGAUGCCGCAAGCGCGAAAGUUUUUCCGCAGGCGCGAAGUCUUUGUAUCUGUGUGGACAUCUGUCUUCCACUUCCAUUUCAUUUCCCGUACACCUCUUCCAUUGUCAACUUAUCUACAUUGUCUUGCAUUGCUCCAUAUAUGACGCUGCCAAAAUUUGGUGUUUCUUUUCCAUUUCUCAAUUCAACUUCUUUGCUGGUUAUGCUUCCUCCAGACAUUCCCACAUUUCCUUGGAGGUUGAGCAUCCCACUAUGAGAUACAUGCUUUCUUCAGUCAUUGUAGCAGAGAUCCAACUCCUCAGGAGCACAUCUUUUUCCUCCCAGUCGACUGUCGUGUCUGCACCAUUAGUAGCAGAUGAACUGCUUGUGUCUGGCUUGCCUUCCUUGAUCAAGUUUGUCACCUUCAUCACCUGAAUCAACUGGAGUAUUUGUGUCCUCCAGAUUAAAUAGUUUGAUGGCUUCAACUUAACUGGACAAGAGGCAAUCAGAUGGU
Nicotiana attenuata is the source of this 571-nucleotide messenger RNA. RefSeq lists its product as uncharacterized. The record is from RefSeq and is a predicted model, not a curated record. Bases 1 to 492 code for a protein of 163 amino acids. The transcript is spliced from 3 exons. Lineage: Eukaryota; Viridiplantae; Streptophyta; Magnoliopsida; Solanales; Solanaceae.